AAUACCACUAACGCCCCGUGUACCAGUAUUACCACAACAGCCAAGCACAAAAACAUAAUCUCCAAGUUGCCCAUCCAUGGCUUCGAUCAAGACCUAUGGGAAGAUCAGUGAAGCCGAGCAAGCGACGCUCGACGCCCGCCGCCGAGCGCGGAAGAGAACCGUCGUCAUAAGCUUGUCCUCCGUCGUCCUCGUCGCCAUCGUUGUCGCUGCAGUGGUCGGUACUUCGGUGCACGCCAACAGCAAGAGCGGUGGAGAGCCUGGACCUCUCUCCACCUCGGUGAAGGCCGUGUGCGACGUCACACUGUACAAGGACUCGUGCCUCGGCUCCCUUGCCCCAAUGGCCAACUCGAGCGGCGACGUCCGCCCUGAGGAUCUGUUCAAGCUGUCGAUCCAAGUGGCCUUGGAGGAGUUGGCCAAGGCCGCGGGAUAUUUCUCCGAGCAAGGAGCAACCUUCGAUAACACCACGGCGGACGGGAUGGCGAGCACGGCGCUGGACAGCUGCCGCGAGCUCCUCGGGCUUGCGCUGGACCAUCUGAACAGCUCGCUGUCAUCGAGCGAUGCAUCGAGCGUGCUCGAUUCCGAGGACGAUCUCAGGACCUGGCUCAGCGCUGCCGGGACUUGUCAACAGACGUGCAUCGAUGGGUUUGAUGAAUCGGCAGGAGCAAUUAAAGAGAAUGCUGCGAGUCAUCUCAAGAAUUCGGGUGAACUGACGAGCAAUAGUCUUGCUAUCAUCACUUGGAUUUCCAGCAUCGCGAGCUCGAUCAAGCUAAGGCGGCUCAUGAGCCUGGCUGACCCCCAGCACCACCUCGGCCGCAACCACCAUCACCACAAAGUGCCGGAAUGGGCGCACCGGAAGGAGCGGGAGCUGCUUCAGAGCUCCGAUUUGAGGAACAAGGCAAACGCUGUUGUGGCCAAAGACGGCUCGGGCAAGUACAAGACCAUCGGAGCUGCACUCAAUGCCGUUCCAGAUAAGAGCAAGAAAGCGUUCGUGAUAUACGUAAAGAAGGGGGUCUACAGCGAGUAUGUGCGGGUCGAGAAGUCGAAGUGGAACGUCGUGAUGGUCGGCGACGGGAUGGAUGCGACGGUCGUCACUGGUAGGCUGAAUGUCGUCGACGGGACUCCGACGUUUCAGACUGCAACUUUCGCUGUUUUUGGACAAGGCUUCAUUGCUAGGGACAUGGGAUUCCGCAACACCGCCGGCCCGGCCAAGCACCAAGCGGUGGCGCUCAUGUCGACUGCCGACCUGUCCAUUUUCUACCGGUGCCGCAUCGACGCCUUCCAGGAUUCCCUCUACACUCACUCCAACCGCCAGUUCUACCGGGACUGCAGCAUCUCCGGGACGGUGGACUUCAUCUUCGGGAACUCCGCGGCCGUCCUCCAGAACUGCAACAUCCUACCCAAGACGCCCAUGCUCGGCCAGCAGAACACCAUCACCGCUCAAGGCAAGAUGGACCCCAACCAAAACACCGGCAUCUCGAUCCAGAACUGCACCAUCUGGCCGGCCGGGAACUUGACCGACGUCCAGACGUUCCUCGGGCGGCCGUGGAAGAACUACUCCACCACGGUGUACACGCGCUCCAUGAUGUCCAACAUCAUCAGCCCGAACGGGUGGCUGCCGUGGGUCGGCAAUUCGGCCCCGGACACCAUAUACUACGCGGAAUCUCAGAAUUACGGACCGGGGUCCAACACGAACAACAGGGUCAAGUGGAAGGGACUGAGAUUGAACCUUUCUACUAAGGAAGCUAGCAAGUUCACGGUCAAAUCCUUCAUCAAAGGCGACAAAUGGAUCAAGCCGGCGGAUGUCGCGUACAACCCUAAUUAG
This is a messenger RNA of Rhodamnia argentea, 1822 nucleotides long. RefSeq names its product probable pectinesterase/pectinesterase inhibitor 46. NCBI's taxonomy places the organism in Eukaryota, Viridiplantae, Streptophyta, Magnoliopsida, Myrtales, Myrtaceae. Gene Ontology annotation, biological process: cell wall modification. The coding region runs from base 77 to 1822 and encodes 581 amino acids. The record is from RefSeq and is a predicted model, not a curated record. Gene Ontology annotation, molecular function: pectinesterase activity; pectinesterase inhibitor activity. The transcript has 2 exons.